Fibroporia radiculosa is the source of this 2043-nucleotide messenger RNA. RefSeq lists its product as uncharacterized. Gene Ontology annotation, cellular component: ARC complex. The transcript has 4 exons. Gene Ontology annotation, biological process: regulatory ncRNA-mediated gene silencing. Lineage: Eukaryota; Fungi; Basidiomycota; Agaricomycetes; Polyporales; Fibroporiaceae. Bases 1 to 2043 code for a protein of 680 amino acids. The record is from RefSeq and is a predicted model, not a curated record.
AUGUCGACCCCAAUUGAUGUCACUAUCACCAACAGCAGAUGCCCUCUGCCUCCUGAGCCCACUGCGCUGCCCGUCGAUGCGCCGUUCAUCAGGUUCCCGCCCUUCCCUACGCCACCUAUUGGUGCCACCGUCGCACCUUUCAAGUCAUUCAAGCCUUGCGGGAUACGCAUCGUUGAUAACCUACCUGAGAACUACGUCGAGAUCGACGGGCAGGGCAUCCCUACCGCCGAGCUGCGCGUCAAGCACGAUCUGACCGAGUCCGAGCUCAAGCGGAAGCGGAAGUCCAAGACAGUGACCACGUCUGAUGGCAGUGUCCGCCGUGCAAUGUGGUACGAAGAGUGGGACGCAACUGAGAGUACGCGGCGUACCAUCACCCCCAUCGACCCGUCUCAAACGCGCGCCGAUCGCCUUCAUCAAGCGUCCCAAGACUUCAAGGCUACUCGUACGUGGCCUCCUCCCACCGCGGGCCUCUCCCAGCUCUGGGAUGCGUUCCGUCUCUAUGUCGGCAUCAUCAGCAGCAUCCAGCCGCCCGCGAGCCGCAAACGCCUCCAGCAGAUGCAGGCGGCGCAGGCGGCCGCCGAUGCUGAUGAAGAUGACGACGAUGACGACGAUUUCGCCACUGUUGAGCCACAGGAGAGGCAGGUUGCCAUGGUUGACGAACAGCAAGCGCGCGCAAUAGUGGACGAACGGCUCGCGCAGACGAAAAUGCCUCAGAUGGACGAGGAGCGACAGCUGAGGCGCGAGAACUUUCGUGAAGCGAAGGAGUCGCGCAUGGAUGCGUUUUUUAAUGAUACCGAAACGAACAUCAAGAUCUUCCUCUCUUCUCACUUUCGUGAUAAGGGUUUGAUCUGGUCAGAGCAACGUUGUCGUGAUGCGCCAAUCCUCUUGCGGUUCUUUCUCGAGUUCUUGCUCCGGAAUCGCGUCCUUCCGGAACCUGAACACGAGAAAGGUCUGCGCCGAGCAGUUCUGGUCACCGAGCUAGCGCGAAAGGAGCUCCCCACCACUUUUGUGAUUGGUAAAGCACUCCCAGAUGAGUUCAGCUCUGGCUGCGAAGCAUUGUGGGGCAAUAUGACCAACGAUUCACUUUGGUCUGUUCUUAAUCAGUCUGAAAAUUCCAAGGAGGAGCCUGAAGCCAAGCGACGUAAAGUGGAAGAUGUAGAAAAGAAGGAAGUGGAUGUUAUGAAGGAGGUUCUUGGUGAAGCUAACAUAGAAGUCCUCACUCCUGAAGUCGUCAAAGGCUUCGAGCAAGAAGUGCUUAAGGACCACGCAACAGCGGAGGUGAAUGUUGACGGUGCUCAAAACGCUGACUGGGGCGAUGCUGGGUGGGGCAAAGCCUCUGGGUGGGAUAAUGCUGAUGCACCAGCGAACGAGGGUUGGACUGAGCCUGCCACAGACACAUGGAACGACUCAGGUAGUUCCUGGGACAUCGCACCUACUCCCAAUCCAUUGAUGUCCUUCCUCGGGCCCGCCAUCCUCCCACUCACGCACACGACCGGCGUGAUCGAGCGAUCGACCCGACGUAUCGUCGCGAUCACGCCUGCGCCAGUGAGUGCAAAGGGCCCGCCCGCGAAGAAGAAAAAGGGCAAGAGUGGCACCGAGCUCGUUGAGGACGAAUUGCAGACGCGCUUUGCGAAGCUGACGCUGGCGCCGUGGGCAGGUUGGGAUUUGUACGAACGGUCGGAGAUCAGUCUCCCAAUGAUUCUGCGGGAUUCGCGGGGCGCGGUGGUCACGGAACAAGGCCAGGACACGAUGGACACGAGCACCGAUACAAACCCCAACCCCGCGCUGCAUGACCCGUAUAAGGACGAGAUUGCCAUUCUCAUAACCCCGUCGGCCGCAGAGAAGGUAGUUGUGGGCAUGGGCAUUAGUGCGACGUGGAUCCAGAUCGCGCGGCAGGACCUCAAGGGUGUAGAUUGGACUGAUGAACAGACAGUACCUACGAAGAAAGGCAAGGGUGGUCUGGGUGAAGCUGGCGAGCCUACAAGGUUCUGGUACAUGGAGCAGCUGAUUUCCAUCCUGCCUAGCUAUCAUACUGAAGCUUGA